GCUUUCCUUCCGUCUGAACAACAACACCUCACCAACCGCCACCUGAAUCCACGAAUCCAUACAUCCAGGACAAGCAAUUUCGAAAGUGGCGCCGCCGGAUUGUGUCCAAGAAAUGCAUGGAGAUCGUGUAUGAUACCUUUUGGGUGGUGUUUCUCAGGAUCUGGAAGGCUGAAGCCGAGAACGAGAGCGCCAACAAGAUGUUCCUGCGGAUCUCGCAAAACUAUGUCGCGAUCUUCUCGGAGCUCAAAGGUGUCGACAACGAUGAGUUUCUUGAGAUAUUCCCCGAUCUUCUCGCUCAGACAGUGUACCGGUGCUUCUGUGAAUGCUUCCCGCGAUCGACGCACCAGUUCAAUCGCGAUUUUCAAAUCAAGAUCUGUGAUUUGAUCACAGAGUGGAUUUCAGGCAUCAAGCCCUAUAUUCCGUCUUGCGUCAGCUGGAAGCCUUACAUCAUCACUUCCCAGAAGAUCCAGGGGCGAAUGGCUGCCGAUUCGGACGCUGCCAAGUCUCACGAAAGCGCUCUCGAUAUCAGCGACACUUCUGGAUACGGCAUCGAUCGCUUGGGCGACGGAAUCAGGAGAGAAAAGAUGGCACCCCCAUCAUGCAUCGCCGGGCCGGGUCCCCAGAUACGGCGGCUCUGGUUUGACACCCAUGGCAACAGUCCGAUCAUCGCCAAGUAUCUCGAGGUAUAUGGAUUCGGCAGCGUCGAAAAGAAGCGGAUCCAUGUCCAUCGAUCCGAGGUCGUGCGCAACUCGGUUUCAGAGGACGCACCGACCUACCGACAGAUCAUCAUGGAGUCGGCUCGCAACUCGAAGCGUAUCUACCGCCAGUACUUGCAUAGCCAGGAGGAGGCCCAGAAGGAACGGAACCGCAUGCUGCAGGAGCUGAACCAGCAGCUGAGCAAGGACCAGCGAACCGCGUGGAGGCUUCUGAAUCGGCCCCAGCUGGUCAAGGAAACCGCGGACGAGCUCGUCGAGAAGAUGCACCAGUCGAUUGCAUCGCAGGCGAAGCAAAAGAAGGGCGUAUCGGCUGUGUCCGUGGGCGGAGAAUAGACGGCAGGGCGUCCGCGGCCUUGAUUGUUCAUGGCUAUCUCAUGGCGCUUCAUUUCGCGAAUGCAAAUGAAUGAGGCUGCAGCAAAUGAAUGAGCUGGCUGCGCAUUGUGGCGAUCCAC
Polychytrium aggregatum is the source of this 1168-nucleotide messenger RNA. RefSeq lists its product as uncharacterized. NCBI's taxonomy places the organism in Eukaryota, Fungi, Chytridiomycota, Chytridiomycetes, Polychytriales. The record is from RefSeq and is a predicted model, not a curated record. The coding region runs from base 117 to 1049 and encodes 310 amino acids. The transcript is spliced from 7 exons.